AUGUUGGCUUCCCCAGGUCAUUCCCCGCGCCACAUCAGCUCGCCUCCUCCCACUUCCGAGCCUCCCUCGCCCCCUUCCGGCUCGAAAAACUCCCCUCCGGCAAAAGCCGCUUCAGCCAAAUCAUUACCGCUUACAACCGCACUUACCACGUCUGGUAUUAUCACUCUCUCCGCCACCCCUCGGCGGGGGGAGCGCAUGGGUCCCCCUCCCACGAAGCGUCCGCGUCCUCGCCGCGCGCCAGUUGUUCUUGACGAGGACACUUAUAUCGAAGCAAUCGAGCGGAUCGUUCAGCGGGAUUACUUUCCGGAUCUCCCGCGGCUCCAGAACCGGCUGGAGUGGUUGGAAGCGGUGCGAUCUGGUGAUCCUGUGCUGAUUCGCGAGGCGCAGGUGAAUAUUUUACGAAGACGCGCGGAAGCUUCUGCUGCUGCUGGUGGAGGGUCGAGCCGCGGGAGCGAGGGACGGAGUGACUUACGUAGUGGAUUAAGGAGCGGUCGAGGCGGUUCCACCCUAUCGACUCCCGCGCUUUCCGCGGGCGCGCCUAGUCCCGCGCCUAGCCUCUUAUCCGAAGGCGAUCUAAGGACGUCGGAGUGGGAUAGAGAUGAGGAGAGACUAACAGGGCGGAGGAUAGGUAGCAGGGGGAGAGUAUCGGGAGAUUUAGCAGCAGCAGCAGCGGCGGCGGCCGCGGCGGGGGCAGUGGGGAUGGAAGGAGACAGUAGGAUUGGAGAGGGAGAGGGGGGCGGAGGACCCGAUACAAGCUUGUCGCUUGACGAAUUUGUUAAGAGGUACACCAGCGAGGAUAACGCUUCGUUUGUGGAGAUUAAGGAGAAGGAUAAUCGCCGGCGCAUGGCUAAGGUAGCGCAUCUGCUAGCAUUGGAACAAGGCCCAGGGGGGGGAGCGGAAGGGGGAAAAGGGGGGGAGGAAGGGGGAAAAAUUGGUUCGGGGCAGGCAGGGGUGAAGCAGCUCACUGGCUCAGGAGACGCGGUGAAGCUUAUAACUUGGACGGGUGAGAACGAGGACCGGAAAACGGACGGGUUUGGGUCGACGGGGCAACCGACUAGUACACUCGAAACGUGGAAAUACACUGCGCGUAAUGCGCUGAUGUACCCACCUGCUUGUAGAGAGGAUGCCCCUUUUUCCGUGAGAGAAAAGGAGCUUCGAUCAGCAGGACCACCUAAGGAAGUCCAUAAAGCGAACACGAGGUUUCACGGGAGUGCCACGGGUGGUGGUAACCAGACGGCGCAGCAGCAGAAGCAGCCUCCAGAGGAAAUAUCUGCGGCUCUGUUCACGCCGUUACCUGGGGGUACCCCACUGCCUUACAUAGACCCUUCGGGGGAACGCGACGGGAGAAAGAGAUACGAUUUGGAGGAUCUGAGGAGAACACCUGUAGGAGUGGGGAUAGCAGGAGGAGCAGGAGGAGCAGGAGGGGCAGGAGGGGCAGGAGGGGCAGGAGGGGUAGGAGGAGUGGGAAGAGGAGGAGACGGUAGAGGGCAGCAGCAGUCAGAAUACGACUAUGUAGCAACCCCGUCUCCUGCUCCUGGCGUUGAUGCCUCCCCUUUCAUGACCUGGGGAGAGCUAGACGGCACGCCGCUGCGUCUAGACGCUGAGGACACUCCAGUGGGGUUCAACGAGAUAGGAGGGGUGGGCGCUGGGGGGCCGCAAUUCACACCUGUGAGAGGGAUCGGAGGGGGAGGAGGAGGAGGGAUGAUGUCUCCUUUUGUGUCUCCUGGACUGAAAGGCACGACGCCUGGUGGCGGUGCUGCUGGGAUGGGCACAUGGGGAGGGCAGAGUCCGUUGGUGAGCGGAGGAGGGGGGUUAGGAGGGCCGUCGGGAGGGGGAUUAUCGGCAGCAGCACAGAAGCUGGUGUCUCGGGCUAUGAAACGGAGUAAAGUGAUUGUUGAUCCGAAGCUGAGAGCGAGUUACUCGGCUUCUCCUGCUGGGGUUGGGAGUGUGGGGAGUGGGGGGAGGGAUGGGAGGAGCAGGAGUAGGAGCAGGAGCAGGAGUGUGGUGGGGACACCGGAGCAGAGGAGAGGGCGUUUGGGCACGCCUGGGUCUGUUGCUGGUGGUGCUGACUCGCCUGUUGUGAUUCGGUCGCUGAGAGGGACUUGCUGCAUAGGAAAUGAGGAGACGGCUUGUGCGCUGCAGCAGGGAGGCCCGUUGCUGCUGAUUGUCUUAAUCAAUCGCCAAUAUGAUCUCCUUCCCGCCCUCCCUCCCACCUUCCCACCCUUCCUCCCACCUUCCCGCCCUCCCUCCCACCUCUCCGCCCUCCCUCCCACCUCUCCGCCCUCCCUCCCACCUCCCCGCCCUCCCUCCCACCUCUCCGCCCUCCCACCCACCAUGUACCAGUUAAUCACAUGCACCGUAGGCAUUGGUACCCUCCUACCGUACGCAACCACCACCACCUCGUCAUCAGAAUCUAUCGCCACUAUAAUCUCCUCCCCACCCGCCCUCCCUCCCACCACCAUGUAA
Messenger RNA from Closterium sp. Naga37s-1, 2466 nucleotides. The record is from the annotation of a GenBank genome assembly. Lineage: Eukaryota; Viridiplantae; Streptophyta; Zygnematophyceae; Desmidiales; Closteriaceae.